AUGAACUUGUGUAUGAUUUAAGCUGCAGGAGGAGGAAGAAGUCACAAGUCAAGAAGACGUCGAGCGGACGAGGUACAGAGUGACUCGGACGCCCUUGGGAAAUUUUUUUAUUUUAUUUUUUUUUAAAGUGCACUCUCUGUGCGCAAAGCGAAGGCCACCAUCAGGGAAAAAAAAAAAAAAAAAAGACAAAGAAAAGGAGGCACGAAAGAGGUCAUGGAAACGUGCUCGCGGAUUCUCCUGCUGCUCCUGCUGCUGCACUCCGCUGCCGUCUUGUCCUUGUCCACACGUAAUGCUGACCUUCAUGUGUCAAAAGAAAACGUCUUCAAAGCAGAUUCAGAAGAUGUGGCAUUGGUCUACCCCCAGGAUCCCGUCCUCCGUGUGGGCUCCGACCUGACGGCCAGCUGCUGGGCGCACCCGGACGGCGGCGUCCACGCCGGCUCGCUGUACUGGACGCUUAACGGCCAGAGGCUGCCGGCCUCCACGUACCGAACGCUGAGCCCCACCAACCUCAGCGUGACGCUCAGCGGUCUUAACGCCUCGCGACAGACGUCCGGCGACAAUCUGGUGUGCCACAACCACAAGGGACACAUCCUGGCCGGCUCCUGCAUCUACGUCGGAAUGCCUCCGGAGAAGCCUCUCAAUUUGACGUGCUGGUCGCGGAACACCAAAGACCUGACGUGCAGCUGGGCACCGGGAGGGAAGGGGGAGACCAGCAUUAGCACCCAGUACUUGCUCAAGUACAAGCUUAGGUGGUACGGCAAGGAGAAGGAGUGCGACGACUACAUUCACGCUCAGGCGUACUCGUGCAGCAUCACCCGCGACCUGCACCUCUUCACCCCUUACGAGAUCUGGGUGGAGGCGUCCAACCAGCUGGGCCGCGCCGCUUCCGACGUCAUCGCGCUGGACAUUCUAGACGUGGUGACCACGGACCCUCCGUCGGGGGUGACGGUGAGUCGCGUAGGGCAGCUGGAGGACCAGCUGAGCGUCCGCUGGGAGGCCCCGCCGGGGCUCAAGGACUUCCUGUUCCAGGCCAAGUACCAGAUCCGCUACAGGCUGGAGGACAGCCAAGACUGGAAGGUGAUGGAUGACGUGGGCAAUCAGACUUCUUGCAGGCUGGCGGGACUCAGACCUGGAACUGUGUAUUUUGUGCAGGUCCGAUGUAACCCGGUGGGCAUCUACGGUUCCCGCAAAGCUGGAAUCUGGAGCGAGUGGAGUCAUCCCACUGCUGCGUCCACACCGCACAGUGAGCGGACGGCGUCAGGCUCGUGCGACCCGAAGUCGAGCGGCGACUCCAACUCGACGCUGCGGCGCGAGCUGAAGCAGUUCUUCGGCUGGGCGCGCAAACACGCGUACGGCUGCAGCAGCAUGUCCAUGAAGCACUACGACCAGUGGCGGGUGCUCAUGCAGAAGUCGCACAAAGCACGCAACCAGGUAGGUUCUCCAAGGGGAUAAGUCGUAGCACAUGCCCAGUGGAAAAACAACACAGAGCGAUCGGAAUGACAAGCGGAGGAUGCUCGUAAAACAUGUGGAAAGACUGCUUUUUCUUGUUGUUGUUUUUCUUGCGGCCAGACGACAUCGGGAGAUGUUGCAUUUUCGUCCCCCGCCCUGACAAGAAGGCCAUCGGGGCACUUUGGAAACGCACCACAAAACAUUACAGCACAGUCAAUCCCCGCAUAUUCUUAGUUUUGCAUUUGCAUAUUCGCAGAUUUUGAAUGGUAUCAAGCGUAAGUACGAUCGCGAAACAAUUUUGCUUUCACUUCAAAGUCCCCACACCUUCCCUUUUAAAAAUGGCUUACAGUUGAUUUCAUUUAUUUCAAAAGGCACCAGAGGUGUACAUGUCCAUGCACUUGGUGCAAAGACUCUCCACUAUCAACCCAUGCUAAACGUAGCUACCUACAAAACCUCUCUCUCGCUCUCUCUCUCUCUCUGUUGUGACGUCACUUCAACAUACUUCCUUGACACCAAAAUGACUGUGCAGAACGAGCGCAACAACCACGAAUGGUUGAGGUUUUCUGCCAAUAGGUUCCUCAAUUAAAAAUUGAAAAUAGGGGAACAGUGAACCUUGAAUCUGCACGGGAUCACGUACACUGCAUGGUCCGAGUGCCUAAUUUGGAUCGAAAGCCAUUUUUGGAAAAUGUAUUUAUUUUUUGGGGGCUGUCUAUUCCAUUUACGUUUCAAGUGACGCAUAUCCAAAAGAAAUGUUUUUUUUUUUUUUUUUUUUUUUUUUUUUUUUUUUUUACGAAUGGAACAUGUGAGACAAACCAAAGACACAAAUUGAAUGCAAGUACCUCCGCAAGCAUCAGCAGCAUUGUAAUAAACUUGAACCGUGCAGCGUAAAUCCAGCCCCUCACGUUCACGCGGUAUUUCUAACGUGUGUUAUAAAGUGGCAGAAGUAUUUUUUGUUGUCGUUUUGUUUAAGCCAGACGUCUCUCGCCUCGCCGCCUUUAUUUUUGUACUGAAUCACAGCAGCAUAUUUAAGAGUGUGUAAAGUGAUGUUGAUUUCUUAUUUCUAAGUUAUGUUUUAGCUAGUGAAUAAAUAUUAAUGACUGACUGAAUCUGGCGUUGACCGAUUUGUGAGAAAAGAAGUGUGUUUUGCGCAUACUUGAUCAAAUCUCAAAAUGAGGUUGUUUGAAAAAUAAAUGUAACAUUAAAGCAAAAUCAGACUUAUUGUUUAUAUUAAUUCAAUAAUAAUUGUGAAAAGCAAAAGCACAGCCAAAUGAAUAAAAAUGCAUAUAUACACACAAGAGACAAAAUUAAAAUAAAAACAACUCAACCUCUUUUGAUAGGCACUUCCCGUUGAAGUUCACUGUCAAACUAAACAUAAAAGAAAGAAUUGCUUGUGUAUUUAAAACGACACAGCUUAGCCUUUAGUCCGCUAUGUUAAUGCUAAAAUAUAAUGGCAAUUGCCAUAGGCGCAGGCUAACUCGCGUCCGCGUUGCUAUGGUAUAAGCCUUGAAACAACGGAGAUGUGAACAUAAAUGCUGCAGCAGCACAUUUCGACAGACAAUAGAACAGUACUAUUAUACUAAGCGAAUAACUACCAAUAUUAGUGCCGUACUGAGGAGCUAGGACGUCUCCACGUACGGUAUUUCCAUCUGUCUGUCCGAUGCUACCUCUAGGUGGCCAAGGCAGGCAUACCAGAAGGAGCAGCCCAAUAGCCAUUUAAUUGAUGAAAUAUAACAAAAAGUUAAAUUCUAUUUAUGGCAUUAGUG
Molecule: messenger RNA, 3212 nt
Organism: Phycodurus eques (leafy seadragon)
Lineage: Eukaryota; Metazoa; Chordata; Actinopteri; Syngnathiformes; Syngnathidae
Gene: crlf1a
Product: cytokine receptor-like factor 1a
Exons: 10
Coding region: 214-1452 (412 amino acids)
Biological process (GO): cytokine-mediated signaling pathway
Cellular component (GO): external side of plasma membrane
Molecular function (GO): protein binding; cytokine receptor activity
Source: RefSeq, a predicted model, not a curated record